GCACUUUUUAGUGUGUUGGUGACAAAGGCAAGACACAGUUCAAAUUACUCAGAUAUCAAAUGGAAGAACCAAAGGCAACGCCACAAACCCAAAUCCCAAAUCCUCCUCCGAACUCUGUCAGAACUCCCCCUCAUCUUCAAUCAAAGACCAAGAAGAGACUCCUUGACAGUGAUGCCCAAAACUCCAGCUCCUUCAAGAUUCGUGCACUCCUCAGAGACAUUCGUCCUAAUGUUCUUGAGGUUCUCCGGACGCCUGACUUUCAGAAGUGUAAGGCAGCCAACAAAAUUCAAGAACAGGUGAAGCUUCUGAUGGAACUAUACAAACAGAUGACACCAGAAGCACUUUCUGCACCAAGGUUUAACAAUGAGCCAGAAGGACAGCUUUCAUCUGGUGCCCCAUCAAAACAUGAGCUUCCUUCAGGUGUAUCUGGUCAGAAUCAGCAGGCUGAAGAUGGUCAAAAUAAAGAGACGUAUGUUGUUGGAGGAUCAGCUUUUGGCUGGAACUUCAUCACCUUUUCCAGCAUGGAACCAGUCUAUUAUGGUAUGACAAAGGAGUCGUUUCGAACACAAGCAGCAAAGCUGACAAGUGGAUAAUCCGACAAGUGAAAAAUUGCUUUCGCUGCUAUAGUGAUCAGAUGAUGUUUCAUAAAUGGAAAGCCUACCCUCAAUAUUAGUAUAAAGUGGUUGAGUUGAUGAUUUGAUCAAUUGCAUUGGGUGAGUUGAUGAUUUCAUUAGGUAGUUGAUAGAACUUAACACCCAUUUUAUAUAUCAAAAGAGGAUAACUCAGUGAGAAGGAUGUAAAACUCCUAUUUGUUUAGUAUGUCAUUUGGGUUCUUG
Molecule: messenger RNA, 836 nt
Organism: Fragaria vesca subsp. vesca
Lineage: Eukaryota; Viridiplantae; Streptophyta; Magnoliopsida; Rosales; Rosaceae
Exons: 3
Coding region: 60-593 (177 amino acids)
Source: RefSeq, a predicted model, not a curated record